AUGGAGAACUAUACCAUAGACUCAGGCGAGUGGCCACUGACAACAGAAUUUGACUACGGUGAUUCAGCACCAUGCAUGGGAACUGAAGAAAAGCAUUUUGCAGCAAAAUUUUUGCCACCGCUUUAUUCUUUGGUGGUGAUACUUGGCCUCAUAGGCAACAUGCUUGUUGUCCUCAUCCUGGUAAAAUACAAGAGAUUGAAGAGUAUGACUGACAUCUACCUGCUCAAUUUGGCAGUAUCUGAUUUGCUGUUUGUAUUUUCUCUCCCUUUUUGGGCUUAUUACGCUGUUCAUGACUGGAUUUUUGGGGAGGCGCUGUGUAGAAUUCUCUCAGGUGUCUACCUCCUGGGCUUCUACAGUGGCAUCUUCUUCAUAAUCCUGCUGACCCUAGACAGGUAUCUGGCCAUAGUGCACGCAGUGUUUGCUUUAAAAGCCAGGACAGUCACCUACGGCAUCCUCACCAGUGUUGUCACUUGGGCUGUUGCUAUUUUUGCUUCUGUUCCUGGGAUAGUAUUUCACAAAACUCAAAAGGAAAAUUCACGUUACACUUGCAGUGCUCAUUAUCCACCAGAGCAGAGAAAUGUAUGGAAGCAAUUCCUGACCUUAAAAAUGAACAUCCUGGGACUUGUUAUUCCAAUGUUAAUUAUGGUCUGCAGCUACACGCAAAUUAUAAAGACAUUACUGCAAUGUAGAAAUGAGAAGAAACAUAAAGCAGUCAGGCUUAUUUUUAUCAUCAUGAUUGUCUACUUUUUUUUCUGGGCACCAUACAACAUUUGCAUUCUCCUGCGUGAUUUUCAAGGUACAUUUUCCAUCACUACUUGUGAAGGCAGUGGUCAACUGCACAAAGCAACCCAAGUGACAGAAACAAUCUCAAUGAUCCACUGUUGUAUCAACCCUGUAAUUUAUGCCUUUGCUGGAGAAAAAUUUAGGAAGUAUCUUCACACUUUUUUCCGAAAGCAGAUUGCAUCCCACUUCUCUAAAUACUGUCCCGUUUUCUAUGUUGACACAGCUGAGCGGGCUAGCUCCACCUACACACAAUCUACUGGAGAACAAGAAGUGUCUGCUGCGUUGUAA
Pterocles gutturalis (yellow-throated sandgrouse) is the source of this 1071-nucleotide messenger RNA. RefSeq names its product C-C chemokine receptor type 5-like. Gene Ontology annotation, biological process: immune response; inflammatory response; chemotaxis. Bases 1 to 1071 code for a protein of 356 amino acids. NCBI's taxonomy places the organism in Eukaryota, Metazoa, Chordata, Aves, Pterocliformes, Pteroclidae. Gene Ontology annotation, molecular function: C-C chemokine receptor activity. The transcript has a single exon. The record is from RefSeq and is a predicted model, not a curated record. Gene Ontology annotation, cellular component: membrane; cytoplasm.